This is a messenger RNA of Parnassius apollo (apollo), 1617 nucleotides long. Lineage: Eukaryota; Metazoa; Arthropoda; Insecta; Lepidoptera; Papilionidae. The record is from the annotation of a GenBank genome assembly.
AUGCAUUUUGGCUACACGGUUGAAGAGGCGCUAUCGAAACUAGACAGACGUGACAAAGAAGACGUACGUGAGAGAUGCAAAACCUUUCUUGUUAUUUUGUGUUCCGAAUUACAGAAAAGGUUGCCAAAACAGAUCACAUUCCUUAAAGCCAUGGUGAAGUUGUCUCCAGAAAUAGCCACUUCUCAAGUGAAACCUACAUUAGUUGACAUAUUACAAAAUGUUCAAAGGGCUGAAGUAUAUGGGUACAAGAGUCAGUCAUCAGAAGAUGAUGAUGAGGACGAAGUACUCGGAUGUAGGGAUGAUCCAUAUCCAGACUUUGAUAUCAACAAGGCUUUAGAUAAAGUUGAAGAUUGUGCAGAUCGUUUUUCAUUGGAAGAGCUGAAGAGCGUUUUAGAAUCUAAUUCAAGUAACAGAUCUAUGUUUGCACCAUGCAGCAAUAUUGCUGCACCGGAAUCAAGUAAAUUGAAAAAGACUCAAAAGAACAUCAGCAGUAAUAAAGACUGUGGAAUCGGUUUAAAAAGUCACACAGCUGGUCCAAGGAAACGGUCUGCGUCUAAGUCACAUCUUCGUGAACAAAUUACAACUAGAAAAUUACCAAGAAAAAUGGCUUCAUCAUAUAAAAACCCACCAAUGAGGAAUAUGACACUGCCACCACUAGCCAGAGCUGCUUCGCCGCCGCCGCCUGCCAGAGUGACGACGCCGCCUACUAGAGAAGUGACACCACCUGCUAGAGUGAAGACGCCGCUUACCAGAGAGGUGACACCGCCUGCCAGAGUGACGACGUUGCUUAUCAGAGAGGUGGCACCGCCUAGUAGAGAGGUGACAUUGCCUGCCAGAGUGAAGACGCCGCUUAUCAGAGAGGUGACACCGCUUAUCAGAGAGGUGACAUCUCCUGCCAGAGUGACGAAGCCGGCUACUGGAGAGCCACCGCCGCCAGCCAUACAGGUGACACCACCUGUCAGAGAGGCAACGCCGCCUGCCAGAGAGACGACGUCACCCUCCAGAGAGACGACGUCACCCGCCAAAGAGACGAAACCACCUGCCAGAGAGCCAACGCCGCCCGCUAGAGAGGUAAUACCGUUAGUUCACCAAGAAACAUUGCAGGAAUUGAUGACGAAAACGAGAAACUGGUCAGGUGAGGUAUCAAAUAUUCCACAAAAAUCUUUUGAUAAAAAGUUACAGACCACAAAGGAGUACAACAAUAGAAGUUUACCACUGGAUUCCUUUUUGGACAUGUUUCCGAACCACAUAUUUUCCACCAUAGCUGAAAAUACAAAUAAAUACGCUGAGCAUAUGUUCUCAUUUAAUUGGAAGCCCACUGAUACCAUUGAAGUUAGAGCUAUUUUAGGGAUGAUAAUUUUAAUGGGUGUACAUCCUCUUUCUAGGAUUGACUUGUACUGGUCUUCAGACCAGCUGUUUUAUAACCCAGUAAUUGCAAAAGUAAUGUCUUGCAAAAGGUUCAAAAAAUUAACUGAAAAUCUACACUUGAAUGAUAAAGCAGCAGAAGUCCCACGAGGUCACCCCAAUUAUGAAAAACUUUGUGAGAGAAGUGAUGAACGUCUUAAAUGGAACUUUUUUAGAGAACUGCACCCCAAGCAGCAGUCAUUCUAUAGAUGA